GCUGAAUGCUGCCCUGGCGAAGACAGAGAUAGAGACAGAGAAGGAGGUGAGGAAUUCACCGUGUGCUGUAAUCCUUCGUACACAGCUCUUUUCUGGUAUGCCACUUUUUCGGCCGAUCAUUUUGGGAUGUUGCUAUUGUUUCCUGUUUCCUUCUUGUUUCAUGGCACUUAAUCAUUGUUGAAUGAUGCUGAUGACUGAUGUAUGGACUUGUAGUUGUUCAACGAAGAGCUACAGAGGUUUGGGGUACAAAAGGUUCUUCAUGCUCGCAAAACACGGCAUCGGGCAUGCCAGAGGUACUGGAAAUUAGUCGCCUCGAAGCGAGACAGGUUUCGACUGGUGGCAGACAAGGUCGAUCUGCUCGCUAGGCUAUCAUCGUACAUGAUGUAUGCGUGGCUCACCAUCUACGUGAAUCAAAACCCUCCGGCGAUUACUGAGUAUCCUUUGGCUGAAUGGAUCAUCGCCUGCUGGGGCUGCCUCUGUGUCCUCUGCUGCACGAUGCACAUGCUGAUCUUGAUGGUGGCGAAUCUGAUCCAUGUUGCCAUCAUGAAUCUCUCAGCAAAGGAGGACCUCGUUGAUGAAUUGCGGAAUGAUCGUGUCUACCAUCAUGAGAAGAAAGUGCUCGAGCCCUUCAGUCGUGCCUGUAUGACGGUGGCGGAGCUUGACAUGGUGUGGGAGGGUUUCUUCGACAAGUGGUAUUCAAGGUUGGUGUACAGCUUCUCUCUCAGCAUUCCUGUCUCGUUCUUGACCUUGGUGUUCCUUGCGCACGUCAAAUUCUACAUGUCAAUUGCAAGCUCGUGGAUUUCUACUGCAAUCGGCAUCGUUGGGGUCCUUGUGUGGGUUCGAUUUCAUUCGCCACUCGUUGCUUACCUGAUGGUCAAACAUCCAGCAAGCGUGAUAAUUGACGCUGAGACCCGUCUGAAGGAGCUGAAACAAUUCUUGGAUCCCACACAUGCGUAGGUUGACCUUGUACAUUAUGUGAUAUGAUUUACAGUAUAUCUGAAAUCUUUUG
Molecule: messenger RNA, 1009 nt
Organism: Guillardia theta CCMP2712
Lineage: Eukaryota; Cryptophyceae; Pyrenomonadales; Geminigeraceae
Exons: 1
Coding region: 382-957 (191 amino acids)
Source: RefSeq, a predicted model, not a curated record